GGUUAAUAAAGCUUCUUCGCAAAAGAACUCUAGAGUCUAUGGAGUGAACUAACAAUUAUCUUUAUAUAGACCUCGUGAUCUGCCAUGGGCUGGUGGGAUAGUAUAUGGGCGUCGAGCUCCAACGACGACCCGCUACGAAAGCUCGACCCGAAGCUCCGCGAAUUCCUAGAGCGAGAAUCACCCGUGAAAUACAGCGCCGCGCAGACGACGCAACCCCGCGCACAGGAGGAGCAAGCAGCUCCGACGAUAACGGAGGUAGAAGAACAGCAGAAAAAUGCACCAGUUGUUCCAAAGGAAAGCCAAUUCCCAGAUGGCAGAUAUGCGCAUCUAUGGAAAACGUAUAGGCCGUUGGCUGAGAUCGAGGCCGAGACCAAGAGCGAUCAUGAGAAGCUAAUGGACGUGCUGGAGGGGUAUAAGGAGCGCAAGAGCCAGAUUGGCAAGGCGGCCUUAGAGAACUGCGCACUCGAGCAAGUCGAUUGGAGGCAGUGCAUGUCGAAUCCGUCGAUGGCGGAGCGCAUGACUUUGUGCCGCGAUCAGGUCAGGAAGUUUGAGAAGUGCUACAUGACGCAGACUAGACUACUAAAGGCCUUGGGUUACCUAUCAACUCUCGACCGCUCUCCCGAAGCCGAAGAAGAGAUCCAAAUGCAUGCCGACACACUAUACCACCGCAUGCUGUCGCAAGAGGCAGAGAUCACUGCAGCAAGGGAGGAGGGUCGUCCAAUUCCUCGGUUCCCCCCAUUAAUACCGAGACUAGACCAGCAACCAAAAGCACAACAACCAGUAGAAGAGUUGACACAAGAACAACAGGAAACUCUUAGGGCGCGGUUAAAGAAAGUUCCCGAGGAAGACCGAGUCGCAGAAGAAGAGGCCAUCAGGGCGGAAUUCCGUGCCAAAGCUGAAGUCGCAUCGCGGGUGCAGGACUUGUGGAAGCAGCAGGAGCAAGAUAGACAGGCACGAAAGGCGAGGGGUGAGGAGACGCUGUGGGAUAAGGUCACUGGGACUUUUCGUAGCGAUAGCGGAAAAUGACAUGCCGUAUUCUAAGUCCAACUAUACAUAUGCUACGAUAUGAAGUUCACGACAUACCGAAGGGAUAACACGUUUUAUGUAGUUCUCGCCUCUAGCCUAAGGAGGUGCGAUUGUAUUAUACUUGUAUAUACUACUCGCGUUUAUACCUACCUCAUAUAUACAGUCAACCGGGAUGAAGCAACUCGCGGAGAAAAUACUAAAAACCACCAUGUAGG
Messenger RNA from Daldinia vernicosa, 1241 nucleotides. RefSeq lists its product as uncharacterized. The transcript is spliced from 2 exons. Lineage: Eukaryota; Fungi; Ascomycota; Sordariomycetes; Xylariales; Hypoxylaceae. The record is from RefSeq and is a predicted model, not a curated record. The coding region runs from base 85 to 1026 and encodes 313 amino acids.